AUCGAUUACGACAUACUUGUGCCUUUCAGCUUAAAGUUUGAAAUUUGAGUUGAUUUGAAUUUUGUUUUAUAAUUUAUUUCAUAUCACCACAAACUAUCUGUGAUAUUAAUUAUGGAUUUCAUAGAUGAAGAAAAAGUUCUUAACCUCUGUAAUCAACAUAUUAAGAGAUUGAAUCGAAAUUUUAUAAGUAAAGAGAAGGCAGCAAAUAUUUCUUAUCUACACCUUGAUGGUAAUGAGCUACAGAAGCUUGAAUUUUUAGCAUUUUUCACGAAUUUGGUUCAGUUUAGCGCCUCCCAAAACCAAUUGUUGAGGAUGUACAAUAUUGCUCCAUUAAAAACAUUAGUUAGUGUAGACCUUUCGUAUAAUAAAAUCAUUACCAUUGAAGGACUCAAGGAUCUGAUUCAUCUUACUUCUCUCAAUUUGAGCCACAACAAAAUAAAAGAAAUUGACCAUCUGUAUAGUAAUGUGGCCUUGGAGUACCUGGAUCUGUCGGAUAAUCUAAUUGGUUGCCUUUCUAACAUAAGUCAUCUUUCAAAAUUGAAAAAGCUGUAUCUUCACAAGAACAUGAUAACUCAGUUGAGGCAUGCUGAAGUGUAUUUGCCUAAGUCUAUUGAUACCCUUACAUUAGCUCAUAAUAAAAUAGCUGAUUUAAAUGAAUUUUCCCGUCUAGCAGGUAUAAUUAAUUUAAGAGAAAUAUCUCUUAAAUCUAACCCAUGUGUUGAAAUGACCGGACAGAUGGUUGGAUUUGACUACCGUCCCUUUCUGGUAAACUGGUGUUUAGAACUCCAAGUAAUAGAUGGCUAUGCUGUUGAUGAACUGGAAAGCUUAAGAGGAGAGUGGUUAUAUUCUCAAGGGAAAGGUAGGCAGUUUCGGCCAGGAGAGCAUGCACAGCUAGUGCAAUAUUUGGCCGAAAAUCUACCUUUUAAUAAUGAGCCUUUACAAUCUGAGCAAGAAAGGAAGUUAAGGCUAAUAUUGAGUAAAGCUCAGCAACAUCAGUCACAAUUAAUGACAGAAUCAUUAACAGGAGGUAAAAGUUCGUCUUCACAAUUAAUGUCCAGGAGUCUUGAUCCUUCAUCAUUACAGGGUUAUAAGGAGAAAUCUUCACCUCCUAUGAGAAUACUAUCCCAAAGUCUGCAUUGUCCAUCUACAUCUUCUCAUGUAGAAGAAGAAACAAAACUGGAAGAAAUUACUGCUCCUUUACCAGCUGCUUCAAAACUGGUACCCGUGCCAGAAUCACUAAUCAGUCCAAUGGUUUCCAAUAUUCCUGAUAUUGCAAGCAGCAGUAAUUCUAAGGCUAACGCUACAUCAUCAGACUAUUAUAUAUGUGAAGACUUGUCCAGUAUGAAGUUACAUACUAUUAAAACUAAAGUUGAUGAAAUUAGAAGCAAAAAAUCCAAUUCUGACCGAGACCAAGCAGCAACAUGUAUCCAAAAAAAUUGGCGUGGCUAUUUAUCUCGAAACUCCAAUUCUUCUGUGCAGACGUUCUAUCAACAGCUUCAAGUGAGGCGUGUUAAUGGACACAUUGCGAAGUUAUCUGAAGAAGUGCGUUCUUUAAAAACUGCACUUGAAAAUGAACACAAGUUGCAUGUAUUGCAAAUGCAGGCUAUAAAUGCGCUUUGGCGGAAAGUACAACAACUGCAAGUUUGUAUGCAGGAGGUGUUGAGAGCGUUUGCUCCUAGUACUAGUUCUUCUUCGAGUGAAGUUUCUACUCAGACUGAUAUUGUUGCUGUACAUACCCCUGAUGACACUGGGUUUUUGUAUCAUCGACCCUCUACUUUACCCUUGACUACUCACCCAGUAUCAAGAUUUGUUGAAAAUCUUGUUGGAGAUGUUUUCAAAGACACAAUCGAAGAAGAAAACUCAGAAGAACAGUAAUUUUGUAAAUCCCUAAUAACUUUUGUAAAUCCAAAGUGAUACUAAACCAAAGAUUGUAAUUUUGUACGCUUUCUAAAAAUAUUUAUAAUUUUGAAUAAUACAUUAAAGAAGUCAUUUUUUACUUUUUGAUUAAAUUUUAUUUAUUUUUGAU
Molecule: messenger RNA, 2026 nt
Organism: Nezara viridula (southern green stink bug)
Lineage: Eukaryota; Metazoa; Arthropoda; Insecta; Hemiptera; Pentatomidae
Source: the annotation of a GenBank genome assembly